This is a messenger RNA of Magallana angulata, 1639 nucleotides long. Its product is annotated as polypeptide N-acetylgalactosaminyltransferase 5-like. Gene Ontology annotation, cellular component: Golgi apparatus. Bases 287 to 979 code for a protein of 230 amino acids. The record is from RefSeq and is a predicted model, not a curated record. Lineage: Eukaryota; Metazoa; Mollusca; Bivalvia; Ostreida; Ostreidae. The transcript has 6 exons.
UAAUGAAUUUAAGACACUUAAAACCCUAGAAUCAUUAACUUUCAUGUUUGUUUCAACAAAAACCUGAAUAAAAGUAAAUGAUAAGCAACAUUUUUAUACUGAACUUUGAAACUUCAUCUUACAUUUCAAUCCUAUGUUAUUCUUAAACUAAUGAUAUCACAGGUCGCCCACGAUGGCCGGAGGUCUUUUCUCCAUCAGUAGAGAAUAUUUUACGGAACUUGGUACCUACGACCCUGGAAUGGAUAUCUGGGGAUGAGAAAACUUAGAACUGUCAUUUAGAGUCUGGAUGUGUGGUGGUACCUUAGAAAUCAUUCCAUGCUCUCAUGUUGGUCACAUCUUCAGAAAGAGAAGUCCGUACAAGUGGAGGACUGGUGUCAACGUUGUCAAGAAAAACUCAAUCCGAUUGGCUGAAGUUUGGAUGGACGAAUACAAGAACUAUUAUUAUGAAAGAUUCAACUAUGAUCUGGGAGAUUACGGAGAUGUCACUGACAGAAAGAAGCUCCGGGAACGUUUGCAGUGCCAUAGCUUUGACUGGUUCGUCAAAAAUGUCUAUCCAGACCUGUUUGUUCCAGGGGAAGCCAUUGCUUCUGGAGAGAUCCGCAGCAAGGCCAAGCCGAUGUGUAUCGACAGUGCGGUGGAUAACCACAACUACCACAAACCGGUCAACAUAUGGCCUUGUCACAACCAGGGGGGCAACCAGUAUUGGAUGUUGAGUAAGAACGGAGAAAUCCGUCGAGACAAUGGAUGCCUGGAUUAUUCCGGAGGAGAGAGCGUUAUUGUUUAUCCGUGCCACGGCCAGAAAGGAAACCAGGAGUGGCAAUACAGAGAGGACAACUCCAUUUACCAUGCCAACACACAGAAGUGCAUGGAGACCAGCGUGGACGGUCAGAAGCUGACCAUGAAGACAUGUACAGGGAUAGACAGACAGAUCUGGACCUGGAAGAGGAAGUCACCUAGUGGGAUAAUCAGGAACAACUAAGGGGCAGACAACUACUGCUGUUGUGGUGUGAAGGGUUCUCUCCCUUUGGAAAGAGAAAUAUUCACCCACCAAAAAAAAAAAUGUACAACUGCCAAACCCCAAUAUUUGGGAUAACAGUUUAACAUCAUACUGCUUAAAAAACACGUGUGAUAAACUUGAUAGUAUAUUUGAAAAAAAAAAGAAAGAGGAAUAUUUUUCUAUGCAAACAGUAUUUUUCUAUGUUGAUGUGACAAUGGUUUCUUAGUCGUAAACACUUUGCUAGAUCUGUGAUCUCUUUCUGUAUGCCAUAUAUAACUGCAGGAGGGAAAGAAGAGGACAUACAUUGUCAUCGGAGAAAAAAAAUCAUGUUAAUAUUAUUCAUAUAUCUUUAAGAAGUCAGUCAUUCAAAGAAGGAAAUAUGCUACCUUGACAGUACUUUAAACAUAAUGUACUUAUAGCUUUAGAUUUUUGGAAUCUAGAAAGUACUUUAACUUUAAUUCAAAAUAUUAGAUUAACAACUAAUUGAUUUGAUUUAUUUUUCAUUUAAGAAUUUGUUUUGCUCAGAUUAAUUUUUUCAUAGGUGUGCAAAAAUCUUGAGGCGAAAUUAAGUCUCUGCAAUGAUCAGUUAUUUUCAUUUGGGGUUAUUUAUCAUGUUUCUACGCUUUAUCAUACAAACAAAUG